CUGAGGCGCUUUGUUUGUGAAAGCUAAGCGUUUAGAUAGAGCCGCCACUCCAAAAAGUCAGUGGGAUUGCCCUGCGUGUUUUUUUCUCUUCUUUUUCUGCCGUAUCUAAAUAUAAGACGGUGACAAAUAGUCCAAAUAGCCUACAGUAGCAACCCAACUGUGAUGUGGGGGUGGUGCGGCUCUAUCUCCAAAAGUCUCCUCUGUUGGAUCCGGAGUGCGUCAAGAGAAGGUCGCAGAGUGCCUCAGCUGCCGCGCGCGGCCGACUUUCCCCCUUUCAGCUCGUUACCAUGAAGAGACAAAACGCCAGGACACUCGCCCUCAUCGUCAGCAUCCUCACCUACCUGGUGGUCGGGGCGGCCGUCUUCGAGACCCUGGAGUCCAAACAGGAGAAAAGUCACAAGAGGAGGCUGGACGCCAGGAAGUACGAACUCAUGCGCAAAUUUAACUUGACCAAAGCGAACUUCGAGGAGCUCGAGCUCGUCGUUUUACAGCUCAAACCUCACAAAGCCGGAGUCCAGUGGAAAUUCGCGGGCUCCUUUUACUUCGCCAUCACUGUGAUCACGACCAUAGGUUACGGCCAUGCAGCGCCCAGCACCGACUCAGGGAAGGUGUUCUGCAUGUUCUAUGCCCUGCUUGGGAUCCCGCUCACCCUUGUAAUGUUCCAGAGCCUGGGAGAGCGCAUCAACACGCUCGUCAGAUACCUGCUGCAUCAAGCCAAAAAGUGCCUGGGAAUGCGUCAGACUGAGGUCUCCAUGGCAAACAUGGUGACGGUCGGCUUCUUCUCCUGCUUGAGCACUCUGUGUGUGGGAGCCGCGGCGUUCUCCCACUGCGAGGGAUGGAGUUUCCUGCAUGCCUUCUACUACUGCUUCAUCACGCUCACCACCAUCGGUUUUGGAGAUUACGUGGCCCUGCAGAGGGACGACGCGCUGCAGAACGACCCGCGCUACGUGGCUUUCUGCUUCGUCUACAUCCUCAUGGGCCUGACGGUGAUCGGGGCGUUCCUGAAUCUCGUCGUGCUUCGCUUCCUGACCAUGAACACCGAGGACGAGCGCCGGGACGCCAAGCAGAAGGCCUUGAUGACCGUAGGCAAGCCCCGAGGGGAGGUGACUCGUCUUCUACCGCUCUCGACCUCAACCUCGUCCACCGUCGUAGCCAACGACGCCACAAAGGCUAAAGAUUUAAAAGGUGCUUACACCGAGGUGUUGCAUUUCCAAACGAUAUGCUCCUGCUUGUGGUACAGAAGCAAAGAGAAGCUGCAGGGCUCCAUACCCACCAUGAUCCCUCAGGAGAUGACUUUCUCGGAUGCCUACUUGCAGCAGAACAGUAACUGUCCUCACUACAUGGAUCCUGGAUCAACAGGCUGUGUGUGCAGUCCACGUCAAUGCACCAGCAUAAGCUCCAUAACAACAGGCCUACACAUUCUGUCUCCAUUCAAUCUGUUUAAGAGACGCAGCUCCGUUUAGCCUUUCACAGCAGCUGAUGACAACACUUAACUGCAACUAGAUGUACGUGGUGCUACAAUCCUAGUAUUCCAAGAGUAUAAUGCGCAAAAAAAAAGAAAAAAAAGGAGUAUGCACACAGCAAAGUCUUGAUCAAAUAUGUAAUGAAGACAGAACAGCCAAACAGAGGGUUUCAUUUUGAGGCUUUGUGUGUGUUUGUGUGUGUGCUCAACGGAGUUAGGUCCAACCGGUUCGGAGUCACGUGGGUCACGGCACAUGAACACAAUGUGGUGCAUGUUGCGCCUAUCAGAUGGUUGGCCGGUGAAAUCAACAGAGUGAGAUGACGGUGAAAUGAAGAGAAACAAGAACUGAAUCUUGUUUUACCUGCAGCAAAUAAGGAUUUUGCAUUUUCAUUAACGAGCGUGGCAUUACUUCCUAAAUGUUUCCUUUAUUCAUUCUGUUCCUUCAUCUUUUACGUUUAGGGGUGUAUCAGUAUAUCCAGACAAGAUUUUAGCAAUACUGUUGUUAUAAAGAAUCUCCAUUUUUUUCUCCACAGAAAUAGCAAAGGUUUCAUAAACCACUGUUUUUCUCAUUCUCUCUCUGUUAUCAGAGUACAACAUUCCAGUCAAGGUUUGACAAUUAUAUAUAUUUAGUGCUUAUCUCUGUCUAAGGUGACCCUGAUGUGAACAAGAGAUAAGUAAAUGUCACCCUGCUUGUUAAAGAUACUAUGAAAAAGCCCUUUUUGUUUAAUGGAAAGCAACUCAGUUAGCUUUCCAUUAGCACCAUUCGUGGCUAACAGUUAGCCAGACAUGUAAACCUUUGCAUUAAUCACUGUUUCUUUUUUCUGUCAUAAAUAAUGUCACACACUUGAUUUAAAAUUACUAUAGACUUCUUCAAAUAAUUUUGGAUUUUACCUACUCCAUAGGGCAACUCAAGAACGACUUCCUUUUCUGCUGGUGUCAGACUUAAAUCACACACUUUCAUAGCAGGGGUCCAGAAUAAUCAAUGGCACUUAUUUCACCUGACAAGGCCACUGGCUAGGGGUUUUUGUUAGACGGGCUUUGAUGAGAAAUGUUGUGACAUUUCAUGAACACCAGACUUCAUGUCAUACACCCUUACUUUGAAGACACAAUACAGUUUGUGAGAAUUGCUCACAGCAUGUGUGACCCAUCAGAACUUUACCAAGUCUGGAAUGGUAGACCAACUUCAUAUGAGUCACAUCUGUAGCUUAUCCUGACUGUCAGUGCUCUCCAACCAAAUUGCUGGUGCUAGUCACAAACUUACGUAAUUUGUCAGGUGGAAAAGUCUAAAAACAAUGUGACCACUGACAAUAACACACUGAAAUAUUCUUUAGUUGUGCAUUUGUUUUACUCUAAAAGUAAAUGAAGUACCACGAGUUGAGUUUAAUGAGAUUCAUCUUCAGUUUGUCGUAAUGAGCAUGAUGGAUCGUAUUUACUGCAGAUAGAGGUGUCUUGGUUCAUUUUCUUUCAUUCAUCUGGUUGACUGGUAGCUAGAUGGUAGUAGUUAGACGUUAGAUGUUCUUCCCAUAUCGCAAGAAAAUCCCCAAAGCAGGAGCUGGAAGCAAAAAGGAACACAUUGCAGUUCAAUAAUUAUCUAGCAUAUAUGUAAAAUUUAUGUACUGGAUAAUGGAAGAAAUGUUUAAUAUAGAAUUUUCUGUCAAUCUGAAGAAAUAUAUCAACCAUUUUAAAGUGGCUAAAAAAACAAAACAUAAAACACAAAUGAGUAUCUAAGGAUACUUCUAUUUGAUUUCUUGCCAACAGGAACCAUAAAUACACUCAUUCUGAUUUGUCAGGGAUAUUUAAAAAAAUUCAAAGAAGAUUAUUUUAAGUCAUCAUAAAUAAUAGUGUCUGUAGUAAAAUGCUUUCUGCGCUUGUUGAAGAAUAGAAGGCUAACAGCUAGUCAGUCCCAUCCUAAUUUUAGCUCUUUUGAACAAUUCAAACUGAAACGAUUAUGAUCAAUUUGAUACAAUGCUAUGCUUGUCGAUAUAUAAUUUGUACAAUUUCACUAGGGAUGAUUGAUAUUAAUUUUGUUGCUGUUUUCUCAAACUACAUCUGUGUUGCAAUGCAAAAGCUACAACAUGGAGGCUGCUAGCUGUAUCAGUCUGCCUUAUCAGCUGCGACUUAUCAGUCGGCUCUUACUAGUUAGCUUUCACCACUCAAACUACUUUACUCACUUUUCUACAAACUUAUGCCGAUAAGACAUCGCUCUGCUACAGGUAUAAUGAGCCUUGAAAAUUGGAUUGAGGUUAAUUCUGUUAGCUAAUUGUCAUAGUCAGGUUAGCCAUUUUUGGCUGCCUGAGGUUAUUAUGCUAAACUAAGCUAAGUAAAUGCGAACAGCUACUUAGAACUGCACAGUAUAGCAUAUUACUGCAAUUUGUUAAUGCAAUAUCAAUGAGGGCAAUAUUUGGUAGCUAUAAUUCAGGCAAUAACACUUUAUGUUGUGUGUCGACAGCUGAAAUAGACUUUAAUUGAUUUAAGUUGUACAAAUUCUAAGAUUCUAAAACAUGGCUUAACCCUAAACGUUAAUUUCAUCACAAUAUCCAACAAUAACUGACAAUGUUAUGUUUUCCUAAUAUUGUGCCGCUGUAUGUGCUACUAUGUUUGGCAGUAUACUAUGCAUACUUUGUUUUUCAGUCAAAAAAAAUCUAUCUCCUUUUUCCUUUUAACAUUUUUCAUUGAUGGCAACAGAACACAGAGGAUAAAAGACCUGCCCAAACACAACCCACAUUACACAUAAUGUGCACAGAGAUGUGCAGAUCACAUCUGGAGCAAGCAGUAGAUUCAAUUGUGUUUUGUUUUUCUUUUUUUGGGAGCAGUCUGUUGGGGCAGAUGGGAGGGGGGUUACCCUGUUGGUACAAUGUGUAAUUAGUUGGUUGUCAGUCACAGACAGCUUUGCUUGAAUAGACGGAAUCGGGAUGAUUGAUGGAUAAGAAAAAAAUUAUCUUUCAGCUAACGUCUCAUGUAUUCCUGGGUACAAUUUGGUGGUUUGUCAGUGGGUGGCAUGAUGCAGAGUCACAUUCGCUUCAUUUCGAGGAGGAACAACUGAAUUUUAACCCCCGAAGAUGAAUUAUUUCGAUUUUCUUAUCAUUGUAUUCUGUGACUUUACAAAUAAGCAGCUGACAAAAUCAAUCAAGAGGACAAGCUGUAGUCAUGUUAAAGAGAAAGUACAUCCUCUUUUAUCACUGUUUUCAUUAUUACUUCAACAGAUGACUGGAUGUUUUAAACUAAGCAUCUUUGAGUUGGUCUCAGCUAUUCAAUUAUUCUAGAAAUCUUGCGAUGAAUUCAGUUUUAGCUUUUGAAAUUUGCCGUUGGAAGAACCAGCGAAUUGCCAGAUCUGCUGCUGUAAUCAAGCUGGUCAGAUUUGCUCUUCAUCAGGUAAUCUUUAGCAUUUCAUUUAGUAAUGGCAGCUAUGUUCUAUUUUCUAGUACCAGAAAUGGUGCACUUAAUUUCCUGUAUUACACUACUCUGUUUUGGCUUUAAGUUUGUUUAAUACUUAACGAAAAUAUGAUAUUUGUUGUGCAUUUUGUGGAAUGGGGCAGUCUAUUCGCCCCGCUGCUUUAUUGUACUUUUGUGGUUUUGAUCCUUUCACACCAAACUUUUUUGGAUACAAAAUGGAGUCACACGCCUCAGUAUUGUUCAUCCUGGUCAUUGUCGGUUUGUACCCACCUAUGGGCAUUUUACUGUUGCUGUGGCAACCAGUGUUUUACGUCGUGGUUUAUUUAAUCUGCUCAUUAGAGGUUGCUAUGUGACUCCAGUAAAUAUCUACUGGCAGGAGGUUGCUUAGAUUUACUUUAGACUGACCCAAACUAGGAUCAAAACCAAAACAAUGGAAGUAAGGUGUGAUAUAAAGUUAUCAAAAAUAUUGCAAGUAGAAUUAAAAUAUAC
Poecilia reticulata (guppy) is the source of this 5344-nucleotide messenger RNA. It is a transcript of the gene kcnk3b, whose product is annotated as potassium channel, subfamily K, member 3b. NCBI's taxonomy places the organism in Eukaryota, Metazoa, Chordata, Actinopteri, Cyprinodontiformes, Poeciliidae. Gene Ontology annotation, cellular component: plasma membrane. The record is from RefSeq and is a predicted model, not a curated record. Gene Ontology annotation, molecular function: potassium ion leak channel activity; outward rectifier potassium channel activity; open rectifier potassium channel activity. Gene Ontology annotation, biological process: stabilization of membrane potential; potassium ion transmembrane transport.